Oncorhynchus tshawytscha (Chinook salmon) is the source of this 1408-nucleotide messenger RNA. RefSeq names its product V-set and transmembrane domain containing 2 like (gene vstm2lb). Bases 226 to 870 code for a protein of 214 amino acids. NCBI's taxonomy places the organism in Eukaryota, Metazoa, Chordata, Actinopteri, Salmoniformes, Salmonidae. The record is from RefSeq and is a predicted model, not a curated record. The transcript has 4 exons.
ACUGGAGGUGCUUGCUUGCAGAAGAAAUACAGGGAACCAGUGCUGAUAAUAUCCCGCAGGCGAAUAGGGUACACCUUGCGCCUCAUAGCGCAAUUUUUGUCCGGUUCUAUUUUGUAUCUAACCUCCGAGGGUGCUGUCAUCCAGGAAGGAUUUGGAUACUGUUUAGUGAGCGUGCUCCGCCUAAUGUGAGUUUUUCGUCCACGGCUUGAAACAAGAACAAAAGCAAUGGGAGCAUUUGGAGUGAUAAUAUGGAUUUUACAUUAUAUGGGACUCUAUAUUCAAUUUAACGCCGCUUACAAACCGACUGUGCGAACCGAGGUGGACAAUCAUAUAUCUGGAAAUGCUCUCUUCACGGAGGUCCCUCAUGACACUACAACGCAUAGCGGUCAGGAUGUGGAGAUGGCCUGUUCAUUCCGGGGGGCGGGGCCCUCCUACUCCCUGGAGAUCCAGUGGUGGUACAUGAAGAACCACAGAGACUGGCCAGAGAAACCCGCCUGGACCUCCAAUCAGGUGGUGCCAAUGGAGGAGAUGUCUAAGGAUGCCACCAAAAUAAGUGUGGUGAAAGUGGCUGGGAGCAACAUCUCCCACAAGCUCCGCCUCUCCAGCGUCAAGCAGUCAGACGAGGGCACAUACGAGUGCCGUGUCAUCGACUUCAGCAGCAGCGUUGCGCAGCACCACCGCGUCCGGGCCUACCUCCAGGUGGAAGCCGAGAGAUGGCUGGGUCACGGGUCAGCAGACACCCAGCCCCAGGAGCCCCGACACAAGGGACAGGGGAGCCAGGUGCACCCCCACCAAACAGAGGACCGGGAACUGAAGAGGCGAUCGGCCGAUGACAGCACCACGGACUGCACUGAGAGCUGUGUGCUCUAGAGUCUGGUUCUGUGUCCAGAUAGGAAUAACAGGAGUGCAUGUUCCCGAUUAUCUUAAGAAGGAUGAUUAUUUUUACACCAGCAGAGGCCUGGACAAAAACUGCUUAAUUUAUGUUAAUUUAUGAAUCGAUUUGUUUGGUUGUUUGUUAAUCUGAGAUUUGUUUAUGUUUGUGUUUGUUAUGUUUGUCGGGUUGUCACAGACCACCAGAGGGCAUGAUCGUGUUGUCUUGGUUCUUAAAUGUAAUGUUAUUUCUCAUCGCCUUUGUUAAAUGCUUUGUCCAUGAUUUCUGACUCUGGAGUUGUGAUGGGUGAAGAUGAGGGUGUCGUUGGGUGGAAAGGAUGCGGGGAAGGCCUGUAUCUCAAUAGUAUGAAGUAUCUUCCUUCCUUUGUCUCCUUUCCUUAUUAAUAAGCACUGAUCUGAAAUUAAUGGAAAGGACAAAGCAAUAUAGACUUUUGGGCUCUUAAGUGGCGCAGCAGUCUAAGGCACUGCUUCUCAGUGAUAGAGAUGUAACUACAGACCCUGGUUCGAUUCUAGGCUG